Molecule: messenger RNA, 1260 nt
Organism: Ceratotherium simum simum (southern white rhinoceros)
Lineage: Eukaryota; Metazoa; Chordata; Mammalia; Perissodactyla; Rhinocerotidae
Gene: MAFK
Product: MAF bZIP transcription factor K
Biological process (GO): regulation of transcription by RNA polymerase II
Cellular component (GO): nucleus
Molecular function (GO): DNA-binding transcription factor activity, RNA polymerase II-specific; RNA polymerase II cis-regulatory region sequence-specific DNA binding
Source: RefSeq, a predicted model, not a curated record
AUGCUGGGAGCCGGCGGGCGGGCUGGCGGCGGACGGCUGGGGGACUUGUUGUUCUUCGCGAAGUCCGAACCCGAGCGCGCGGCGGAGGCGGCGGCCCAGGGGGAGCGCGAGUGAGCGCGAGGAGAGCGCGUGCCCGCGAGGAGCCGCCGCGCGCCCGCGCCCCCGUGCGACGUCAGGUGCAGACGUCUGAGCUCAGAGGGAGAGUCAGAACAGGAAGCAACAGCUGCUCACACCCGGCGUCACCCCAAGGCGCUGGCGCUCGCAGCACAGGCCCGGCGGGCAGCGUGGGACAGCCGUGUGGCUGCCGGGCACUGGGACAAGUGACGAUUUCCAAGCAGUUCUGUCUGGGUGCUGUUCCAGGUUAUGACGACUAACCCCAAACCAAACAAGGCGUUAAAGGUCAAGAAGGAGGCGGGCGAGAACGCCCCGGUGCUCAGCGACGAUGAGCUGGUAUCCAUGUCGGUGCGGGAGCUGAACCAGCACCUGCGGGGCCUCACCAAGGAGGAGGUGGUCCGUCUGAAGCAGCGCCGGCGCACGCUCAAGAACCGCGGCUACGCCGCCAGCUGCCGCAUCAAGCGGGUGACGCAGAAGGAGGAGCUGGAGCGGCAGCGCGUGGAGCUGCAGCAGGAGGUGGAGAAGCUGGCGCGUGAGAACAGCAGCAUGAAGCUGGAGCUGGACGCCCUGCGUUCCAAGUACGAGGCUCUGCAGACCUUCGCCCGCACCGUGGCCCGCGGGCCCAUUGCACCCACCAAGGUCGCCACCACCAGUGUCAUCACCAUCGUCAAGUCUGCUGAGAUCUCCAACUCCGUACCCUUCUCGGCUGCCUCCUAGUGCCCGGCCGAGGGUUGGGCGAGGGGGCCGGUGGGGGGGAGGGGAGGGAUGUCCCUUGUGCUCGUCACAGGGUCCCAGGGGGAACACACCCCUGAUCCCCUGAGUCAAAGUGCAGACUCCACGGGGCUCCCAGUGGGGCGAGGUCAUGGGGGCCUGAUGAAGAGUUAGGGGCUUGUGAACCCGUGUACCACACGCCUGCCCACACACGCACGCACACACAUGCACACACAUGCACCCGGCCUUCCUCUGGGCCCUGCCAGCUCUCUCCAGACUGUCUGUUUUCAGGGGCCUGUGUCUUUUGGGGGAGUUGGGAUGUAGGCAAGGAAGGUCCUCAGAAAGUUCCUGGCCCUGUGGCUCAGAUGGCAGGGGCUCCGUCUUCCAUUCCUCCCGCCAGCAGCCUGUCAACACAUCUGUCCCCCUGCCGUGGCC